ACAAGUUUCAGGGGAAAUGAAUUUGCUAAUCUGUUCUUAAGAAAUUCCGUCGAGAGUGCCGUCCCAUUGGUUUCGGCAGCUGUGCUGUGCUGUAUGCUGAAUCGCUUCAUCAACCAAAUUCCUAUACGGUAAUCCCGAUCCUCCCAAUUUCUUCGGGCUCAAACGAUUCGGGAAAACGCUGAAAUGAAUUGCAUGUUUGGGCAUGCAAUUAUCAACGACACAAUUUCAAUUAAAUCUCGAGGCUAGGAUAUGGAAUCAAUUUUGAUGGAUGAUAUGCGCAUUGGGAUUUGAUUUUGGGAUUUUCGGCUCCCGGUUCUUGUUCCACUUCCAAUUUCCGCCUCUAUAUGGACCUGGAGAAACCCCAACCUAAGAGGAUUUAUCAAGUUUGGAAAGGAAGUAAUAAAUUCUUAUUUGGAGGAAGAUUGAUAUUCGGUCCGGACGCAGCAUCUUUGUUGUUGUCGACUUUCCUGAUUGUUGGUCCAGUAAUUGCAUUUUGUGUCAAGGUUUUCAUUAUCAUCAAAACUGCAACAAAUGUUGGUCAUUGGUAUGCCUUACUCGUUUUCGCCAUAAUGCUAACCAUAUUGGAUAUAUUGUUUCUCUUUUUUACAUCCAGUAGAGAUCCUGGAAUUGUCCCAAGAAAUGAAAAGCCUCCGGAAUGUGAUGAAACACUCGAACUAAACACGCCUUCAGUAGAGUGGACUAAUGGUCGAACCCCUCAUAUGAAACUUCCUCGGACCAAGGAUGUUCUUGUGAAUGGACACACUGUCAAAGUGAAGUUUUGCGACACAUGUUUGCUUUAUCGGCCUCCUCGAACAUCUCAUUGCUCCAUCUGCAACAACUGUGUUCAGAAAUUUGAUCAUCAUUGCCCGUGGGUUGGCCAAUGCAUUGGUAUACGCAAUUACAGAUAUUUCUACAUGUUCAUUUCAACAUCAACGAUCCUAUGCGUAUACAUUUUUUGUAUCUCUUGGUACUAUAUAAUCAACCAGCAAGGCAGUUUGUUAGAAGCCAUAUCGCACGAUUAUUUGUCGGAUGUUCUUAUCGUGUACUGCUUCAUCGCGUUUUGGUUCGUCGGGGGACUAACGAUUUUCCACUUCUACUUGAUCAGCACAAACCAGACUACGUACGAGAACUUCAGGUAUCGAUACAAUCGAAAGCAGAAUCCAUAUAACAAAGGGGUGAUCAUGAACUUCAAAGAAGUCUUUAGCUCUAGUAUCCCGCCAUCGAUGAAUGACUUCCGAGCAAUAGCAAGGGAAGAUGGGGCUGCCAAUAUGGAGCCCGUGAAUCACACAUCGAAUGUAAAUGUCAAUGACGAUAUAGAACAAGGUGUCGAAAGGGGAACUACAUUUAACGAGAAUGACGCUAUGAAUGUUCCUCAUAUUUUGCGGAAUCUGCAAUUGGAUGAAAUCGAGGAAAGUUUGAAACACCGGGAAGAAAGCGAACGCUCUCCUCCUCACCCAUUCGUCAAUCGCAUCGAACAAGACAUCGACAAGCCCACGAGCAGCUCGAAGACCAAAUUUACGGACAAAACCGAAGAGAAAUAUGACGAUGAUAUCUGAAACAAAGUAAAGCAUCAAGGCAACUAUACAAUACAGAUGUUUGUAUUGCUUACUUUCAAGACAGCUAGAAAAAGGGAUUCUUUUCUGAGGUUUCUUGAAUCAGAAAACAUCAAAUUUAGCUUCAGGGUAUUGCAAGGAUUGAUUGAUUGAUUGAUUAUGGUGAAGAUAAACCCUGUGGAAGUAAAGUAGUAGUUUGGAUUUAAUGAAUAUGAACAAACAGUUGAUUUUUUAUUUUUUAUUUUCAUCUGGCUUUACUAUUUUUCAUUGUUCUGUAUAAUCAUCCUUUGCAUUGUCCUUUCAUUUCCUUGAAAGUUCUUUCACUAACUUGUGCGCCGGGCGCGCGCGUAUAAUUUUAAGAUUCGCUUGUCGAAGGAUGAUAAAAGAUUACAUGGUUUCCUAUUCCCAC
Andrographis paniculata is the source of this 1962-nucleotide messenger RNA. Its product is annotated as probable protein S-acyltransferase 4. Gene Ontology annotation, molecular function: protein-cysteine S-palmitoyltransferase activity. The record is from RefSeq and is a predicted model, not a curated record. The transcript has 6 exons. Gene Ontology annotation, cellular component: Golgi apparatus; endoplasmic reticulum. Bases 345 to 1556 code for a protein of 403 amino acids. Gene Ontology annotation, biological process: peptidyl-L-cysteine S-palmitoylation; protein targeting to membrane. NCBI's taxonomy places the organism in Eukaryota, Viridiplantae, Streptophyta, Magnoliopsida, Lamiales, Acanthaceae.